Molecule: messenger RNA, 3184 nt
Organism: Globicephala melas (long-finned pilot whale)
Lineage: Eukaryota; Metazoa; Chordata; Mammalia; Artiodactyla; Delphinidae
Source: RefSeq, a predicted model, not a curated record
AACAUUAAUGAGGCAGCCACCUGGCGAGUCUGACAUGGCUGUCAGCGACGCACUGCUCCCGUCCUUCUCCACGUUCGCGUCCGGCCCGGCGGGAAGGGAGAAGACACUGCGUCCAGCAGGUGCCCCGAAUAACGUGAGUGUUGCUCCGGGCCUUUGGGAUCCUCCGGUGGACUUCUGUGGCUGGGGUGGGGACGGGCGGAGCCCUGGGGUCACCGAGAACCACCGGACGACGGGGAGGAGUGGCCACCGCACGGGCUCCGCAGCCUUCCCGGGAUGGCUUCCGCGCCCUUGUCUCAGCUGUACAUGCGUGUGGUCCGGACGCUGUGGAGCCGCCGGGGGUGCACACCGGGUCCGCACAUAUCCCGGAGCGUGCAAGCGGCAGGGCGGGAGGUGUCUGUGUACCCAGACGCUGGCUGGGCCAGAGUGAGCUUGGCGCGUAGGCGUCCCCUUGGCGAGGGCGCACCGAGAGAGCCUCGGUGUCCCAAUUCCGGGGCGGCGGGAGCGUCCCCAGGAUCUGGCGGGGGAGGGACCCAGGCUGGCGAGCCGCGGCGCUGGCUAACACGCAAUCGGGCAGACACAACAUAACAUCCUCCAUAUCGACGCACCGCCUCUUCUCGGACCCGGGUGUGGGCCAUGACUGCAGCGCUGGCACCCGUAGUCCCCGGGCGCUUCCUGCCUGCCCGGUCCCCGUGUCUAGGCGGUGUAGGCGCGGCGGGCCCACCACUACACUGGAUGGCAGUUAGGGACAGCACUGACGGUCUCUCUCGCGUCCUGUUCCCGCAGCGCUGGCGGGAGGAGCUCUCCCACAUGAAGCGACUUCCCCCGGUGCUUCCCGGCCGCCCCUACGACCUGGCGGCGGCGACCGUGGCCACCGACCUGGAGAGUGGCGGAGUCGGCGCGGCUUGCGGCAGCAGCAACCCGGCUCUCUUACCCCGGAGGGAGACGGAGGAGUUCAAUGAUCUCCUGGACCUGGACUUUAUCCUCUCCAACUCGCUGUCCCAUCAGGAGUCAGUGGCCGCCACCGUGUCCUCGUCGGCAUCAGCCUCAUCCUCGUCCUCCCCGUCGAGCAGCGGUCCUGCCAGUGCGCCCUCCACCUGCAGUUUCAGCUAUCCAAUCCGGGCCGGGGGCGACCCGGGCGUGGCGCCGGGCAGCACGGGCGGCGGCCUCCUCUACGGCCGGGAGUCUGCACCCCCUCCGACAGCGCCCUUCAACCUGGCGGACAUCAACGACGUGAGCCCCUCCGGCGGCUUCGUGGCCGAGCUCCUGCGGCCCGAAUUGGACCCAGUGUACAUUCCACCACAGCAGCCGCAGCCGCCAGGUGGCGGGCUGAUGGGCAAGUUUGUGUUGAAGGCGUCGCUGAGUGCCCCUGGCAGCGAGUACGGCAGCCCGUCGGUCAUCAGUGUUAGCAAAGGCAGCCCGGACGGCAGCCACCCGGUGGUGGUGGCGCCCUACAGCGGCGGGCCGCCGCGCAUGUGCCCCAAGAUCAAGCAAGAGGCUGUCUCUUCGUGUACCGUCGGUCGGUCCCUAGAUGCCCACUUAGGCACUGGACCCCCUCUCAGCAAUGGCCACCGGCCUCCUGCGCACGACUUUCCCUUGGGGCGGCAGCUCCCCAGCAGGACUACCCCGACCCUGGGUGCCGAGGAACUGCUGAGCAGCAGGGACUGUCAUCCUGCCCUGCCGCUACCACCGGGCUUCCAUCCCCACCCGGGGCCCAACUACCCUCCCUUCCUGCCCGACCAGCUGCAGCCGCAGGUCCCACCGCUCCAUUACCAAGGUCAGUUCCAGGGAUUCAUAGUUGGGGCUGGGGAGCCCCGCCCCGGCGGGGCACACGGGAUGACGCUGACCCCACCUUCUUCACCCCUAGAGCUCAUGCCACCCGGUUCCUGCAUGCCGGAGGAGCCCAAGCCAAAGAGGGGGAGAAGGUCGUGGCCCCGGAAAAGGACGGCCACUCACACAUGUGAUUACGCAGGCUGCGGCAAAACUUACACGAAGAGUUCUCAUCUCAAGGCACACCUGCGAACCCACACAGGUAGGAGGCCAGAAGCCGCGGAAAGGAGGGGGGCUGGUGUCCAGCCUCACCGGCUGACUGCGGACACUCCUCGGGGCCUCCCUUGGGAUGUGGGGCGCAGUCUAUCUCCUCCAUCUCCUGGACCACAGGAGAGAAAGCAAACCGGCGCCUACUAUUGCUCAGGAGCCUUUUGCUGGGCGGAUGGUAUCAGUGCAUGAAAAUGCAGUUUUGUUAGGCCUUUGAAAGGCAGGGAGAUUCCAGGCUGCAUGUGGGCCUCUUCUAGCUUGAGCAAACCAUUGCCCUUGUAAUCAAGAAAUUAUACUUGGCAAAAAAAAAAAGAAAGAAAAAAGAAAAAGAAAAGAAAUUAUACUUUGCAGCGCAAAAGCAUGGUAUUUUCUUAAAUCAGUUUUUUGUUUUCUAGGCUAUUUUUAUUGCUUUUUUUCCUUUCCCAGUCUCACCCCUCCCCCUUUCUAGUCGUAACAAUUAGGUUUUAUUUAAAUCCCAAGGACUUAAUGGUUAGGCUUGCGGAGAUUCUGGUUUAAGAUUGUCACCGCAGAGAAUUUGUUUGUGGAUGUAAGUAGGUAUAUAAGGUCACUAAGGCACAGCAGUCAUGAAUAAUGUUGGUACAGGAAAAGUAGCCUCCUGUCACUUUCUAGAACCAGUUCUGGUGGGAUAGGAUAUUACUGAUUUGGACCAGGAAGAGGCACUAGCGGCCAUAGUUUCUAAAUUCACUUCCUCCACAGCGAUAUCUUAGCUCAAAAGAAUGAAAACGUUAGUCCAACAGAAGUAUAGGUUUAAGUGGUCUUUGUUCUCUGUGAUAAGCUAUCUAACUUCCCCUAAAAAAAAAAAAAAAGAGCAAAAAAUUCCUAUAUUCCUGCUUUACGAUCUAAAAUUUAAUCUGGCCUUAAGAGGUAUAAAGACCCUGGAUCCUUUCGGAAUGGGGUGCUUGGGGAGUUGGUUGAAUGUCUGGCCUCUAUGGCCAGUUCUUAAUUCUUUCACAAUCGCUUCCAGUGGCUUUAUUUUCCUUUUCCAGGUGAGAAACCUUACCACUGUGACUGGGACGGCUGUGGGUGGAAGUUCGCCCGCUCAGAUGAACUCACCAGGCACUACCGCAAACACACCGGGCACCGCCCCUUCCAGUGCCAGAAGUGUGACCGGGCAUUUUCGAGGUCGGAC